Messenger RNA from Thunnus maccoyii (southern bluefin tuna), 1072 nucleotides. RefSeq names its product dynactin subunit 6-like. Gene Ontology annotation, molecular function: dynein complex binding. Gene Ontology annotation, cellular component: dynactin complex. The transcript has 7 exons. NCBI's taxonomy places the organism in Eukaryota, Metazoa, Chordata, Actinopteri, Scombriformes, Scombridae. Gene Ontology annotation, biological process: mitotic spindle organization. Bases 74 to 661 code for a protein of 195 amino acids. The record is from RefSeq and is a predicted model, not a curated record.
AAUCAACCCUGAGCUCCAGCUCUGAUCCAGGAUUAAUAAUCGAUUGUGGAUACAAUAAUUUAUCGUCGCAAGGAUGUCAGACGCUAACAAGCAGAUCACGGCACAGAAAAGUGCUAAAAUUGCAGCUGGAGCUGUUGUGUGCGUUGAGAGUGAAAUAAGAGGAGAUGUGACCAUUGGGGCUAGAACAGUUGUCCACCCCAAAGCACGGAUCAUAGCAGAGGCAGGGCCUAUUAUCAUAGGAGAAGGCAAUCUGAUAGAGGAGCAGGCGCUUAUCAUUAACAGUUAUCCAGAGAACAUCAUGCCAGACACAGAAGGAGUUGAGCCAAAAACGAUGACUAUUGGGACCAACAAUGUGUUUGAAGUUGGAUGUGUCUCUCAGGCUUUGAAAAUUGGAGACAACAAUGUGAUUGAGUCCAAAGCUGAUCUUGGGAGAAACGUGAUCCUGAGCAGCGGAUGCAUCAUCGGCGCGUGCUGCCAGGUCAACACGUGCGAGGUCGUGCCCGAGAACACAGUUGUGUACGGUUCAAACUGCAUCCGCCGUGUGCAGAGCGAAAAGCCACAGCCUCAGACUCUGCAGCUCGACUUCCUCAUGAAGAUUCUGCCCAACUACCAUCACAUGAAGAAGACGGCGAAGGGAAGCGGCACGCCUGUGAGAAACUAACACAGAUCUGGAUCCAGAGGAGUAAAACCUCCUGCAGCCGAAAGCAUCUGCACACACAUCUGAAGCUCGUACAUUUCCCUCAACUUGCACUUGUGGCCACUCUAGUGUAGUUCCCUAAUGCCUAAUAGAUUACCUCUAGCACUGAAAAUGACCAUCAGACACACUACAUUUCAUCCUGCAUAUGAGGCAUGACAUCAUUCCUCAACAUAUGUGACUAUUCCUGGUACUAUUUGCACUUUUGCUUUCAUUUCAACACUAUUUAUGAUAUAUUUUGGCCCUGAAAUGGUAAAUUCCCUGUGCCAUGUUCAUGUUAAUCAAUGAUUUUCAUCUAUAUUUAUAAUAGACUGCACUAUAAAGAGAUAAUAUAAAGACAGAAGAUAAAGAUUCCAAUAAAAAAAUGCUUUUAAGCUU